CUCAACUUCAAAUUAACGAUACUAAUGAUUUAAUACAAAGUAAAAGAUCUGCUGCUAUCAAUAUCAAACUUAAUAAUAGUAAUAACAAUAAUAAUAAUAAUAAUAACAAUAUUAGUAAUAACGAUAAAGACGUUAUCAAAAGUAAUACUAAGAAAUAUGAUGAAUCAUCUAAAAGUGAAUCUCCUAAACGUUCAGCUAGAAGAUUAGUUAAUGAAAUUCAACAAGAACAAUUCAAUUUGGAUCUUGAAAUUGGAGUUUCUAUGGCUAAAUUAUUAAAAUCUUCAACUGCCACCACCGCUGUUUCAACUACUGAAUAUGGAUCGUCAUUUGAUAGUGUCACUUCAUCAAAUGUCUCACCUAUCUUCACGACCGCUGGUUUGGAUUCUUCUAAAGAUGGUGGUGAUGAUGGAAGUCUGCUGGUUCUGUCUUUAGGUUCCAACUCUCCAUCUUCAAACUCUCCUCCUAAUCAUAAAACUCUUUAUAAUAUGAGUGUUAAAGAAAAGGAAUUAGAUAGUAUUCCUGAAUUAUCAGUGGAAUCAACUCCAGAACCAAAAUCAAAGGAAAAGAGUAAAUCUUCUUCAUCAUCUUCAAGAAGAUCUUCUAAUCAUCAUAAAUCAAUCAAAAUAGUAAACUCUUCAAAUAGUUCAUUAUCAAGUUCUCCAAAUUCAAUCUAUGGAUUAUCCAAUUCAUCUAAAUCAACUCCAGUUGAUGUCGAUCAUGUCAUUAAUAAAUUAGUGGCGAUUGGAAUGAAAAAGAAAUCAACUUUAUCUAAAAGUAAAUUACCUGUUUCUAAUGAAGAAAUUAAAUAUAUUUUAACCAAAGCAAGAUCAAUCUUUAUGGAACAACCUUCAUUAUUAAGAUUAUCUCCACCUGUUAAAGUUGUCGGUGAUAUUCAUGGUCAAUUUUAUGAUUUGAUUCGUAUCUUUAAUAGUUGUGGAUACCCUCCUUAUUCAAAUUAUCUUUUCUUAGGUGAUUAUGUCGAUAGAGGGUAUAAAUCCUUAGAAACUAUUUUAUUACUUUUAUGUUAUAAAAUCAAAUACCCUGAGAAUUUCUUUAUGUUAAGAGGUAAUCAUGAAUCUGCGAACAUCACUAAGAUUUAUGGAUUUUAUGAUGAAUGUAAAAGAAGAUUAUCAUGUGCAAAAAUUUGGAAAGAUUUCAUUGAUGUAUUCAAUACUUUACCUAUUGCUGCUACCAUCAAUGAUAAAAUCUUUUGUAUCCAUGGUGGUUUAUCUCCUGAUUUAACUGAUUUGAAACAAAUUGAACAAAUUAAACGUCCAACUGAUAUCCCUGAUAAAGGUCUUUUGGCGGAUUUAUUAUGGUCCGAUCCUGAUCCAUCUAUAAAGAAUUUUUCCGCUAAUAACUGGCCUAAAAAUGAUAGAGGUGUCUCAUAUUGUUUCGGUCGUAAACAUGUCGAUUACUUUUUAUCCAAUUUUAAAAUGGAUUUGAUUGUAAGAGGUCAUAUGGUGGUUGAAGAUGGUUAUGAAUUUUUCAAUAAACGUAAAUUGGUUACAAUCUUUUCAGCUCCAAACUAUUGUGGUGAAUUCAACAAUUUUGGAGCAAUCAUGAAGGUUGAUAAAAGUUUAUACUGUUCUUUUGAAUUAUUAAAACCAAAUUAAACUAAUCCCAUUCGUCAUCAAUGUUGCUUUAAUCCUGUCAUAUUAUAUUAUUACAACUUUUGUUAUUAUUUUUUUUAUACUUAUUCCUAUUAUUUUUGUUUUGAUAUAGCAUACGGUCAUUUUUAUCUUUGUUUAACGAGAUGAAUGCCCUACUCCCCCCCUUUUCUCUUUUUACGUGUGUUUUUGGGUUUUGCUUUUAUAUCUUUUUUUAACCUUUCUAGAAUCUUUUUAUUAUAUUUGUAAUUCAUUUAACUUUUACUGAUUACAUUUA
This is a messenger RNA of Scheffersomyces coipomensis, 1887 nucleotides long. It is a transcript of the gene SAL6, whose product is annotated as Sal6p. Gene Ontology annotation, cellular component: cytoplasm; nucleus. The record is from RefSeq and is a predicted model, not a curated record. Lineage: Eukaryota; Fungi; Ascomycota; Pichiomycetes; Serinales; Debaryomycetaceae. Gene Ontology annotation, biological process: regulation of mitotic cell cycle; chromosome segregation. Gene Ontology annotation, molecular function: protein serine/threonine phosphatase activity. The coding region runs from base 261 to 1616 and encodes 451 amino acids. The transcript has a single exon.